This is a messenger RNA of Chinchilla lanigera (long-tailed chinchilla), 1930 nucleotides long. It is a transcript of the gene Sntg2, whose product is annotated as syntrophin, gamma 2. Gene Ontology annotation, cellular component: intracellular anatomical structure; dystrophin-associated glycoprotein complex. The record is from RefSeq and is a predicted model, not a curated record. NCBI's taxonomy places the organism in Eukaryota, Metazoa, Chordata, Mammalia, Rodentia, Chinchillidae. Bases 65 to 1801 code for a protein of 578 amino acids. Gene Ontology annotation, molecular function: protein binding; structural molecule activity. The transcript has 18 exons.
CGGCGGCCCUGCACCGGCGCGGGCGCCGCGGAUCCGAAGCUCGGCUUCGCGGCAGCGAUGAGCGAUGAGCGCUGAGGGUCCGUCUCCGCCCGCCGCCCGCCGAGGGCGCCCCGACCGCCUGGAGCCCGCGCGGAACAAAACUGCCCUCGCCCUGUUGUACGAUGAGGGCUCUGAGAACGCCUACGAUGUCCGACUGAGGCUGACAAAGGAGGCACUGACCGUUCAGCAGCAGGACGUGGUCUGCUUGGGUGGAGCCCAUCCCGGUGCCAAUCACAGAACUGUGACACUCCGCAGACAGCCCGUGGGUGGCCUGGGCCUCAGCAUAAAGGGAGGCGCUGAGCACUGUGUUCCUGUUGUCAUUUCAAAAAUAUUCAAAGACCGAGCAGCUGACCGCUCAGGGAUGUUGUUCAUAGGAGAUGCCGUUCUACAGGUCAAUGGCAUUCAUGUAGAACAUGCAACCCAUGAAGAGGUGGUGCAUCUCCUGAGAAACGCUGGGGACGAAGUCACCAUCACUGUGGAGUACCUCAGGGAGGCACCCUCGUUUCUGAAGCUCCCGCUAGGGUCCCCAGGGCCAUCCAGCAGCCACAGCAGCAGGACGUCCUCGCCCUUGUUUGACAGCGGCCUGCAUCUGAACGGACACUGCAGUCACACAGCGCCAUCUUUGCCGUCCUCACCCACAGCAGAUGAACCAAAGUACGAGAAGCGCUGGUUGGACACCCUGUCCAUUCCUCUGUCCAUGGCUCGGAUCUCCAGGUACAAAGCCGGCACGGGAAGCCUCAGGUCCCAUGCUUUCGAGGUGCUGGCGCUGGAUGGGGCGCGCUCCGGAGUCCUCCAGUUCUCCACAGCCCAGGACUGCGGCGACUGGCUCCAUGCGAUCUCCGCCAACAUCAGCCACCUCAUGCUGCAGAGUAUGAAGAUGGCAAAUAAAUGCUGCUCUCCUGGCAACCAGGUGGUGCACAUGGGGUGGGUAAACGAGAGGCUGCAGGGAGCUGACUCCUCCCAGGCCCUGGGAUCCAAGUUUCUGGCACUGAAAGGCUCGUCCGUCUACAUCUUCAGCUCUCCUCCGGUGAGCACAGCGGACUGGUUGCGGGCAGAGAACGUCUAUAACCUCUGUGAGGUGCUAUUUAAAGUUCACAAGGUGCGGACACCCAGCUGCUCCACUGACACUGAAACCAGUGAGUCUUGGCGAAGAUGGAAUUGGGAUGCUGCUGCUCCCUGCUCCUGUCCUCGGGGGCUGCAGGACAGCAGGGCAUGGCUGUUCUGGGUGAUGGAUGACUACUGGCUGCAAGCCAAUCUCUAUCUUGGGCUGCAGGACUUUGACUUGGAGGACCAGAGACCAUACUGCUUCAGCCUCCUGGCUGGCCAGGGGAAGAGCCACAUCUUCAUGGUGGAGCUGGGCACGGAGCUGGCCAUGUGGGAGAAAGCAUUCCAGAGAGCGACGUUCUUAGAGGUGCAGAGGACCGGGUCCAAAACAUACAUGUGCAGCUGGCAGGGAGAGGUGCUGUGUUUCACCGUGGACUUCGCUCUGGGAUUCACCUGCUUCGACAGCAAGACGAAGAAUGUGCUCUGGAGAUUUAAGUUCUCCCAGCUGAAGGGGUCUUCAGAUGACGGGAACACUCGAGUAAAGCUGCUAUUUCAGAACCCAGACACCAAGCAAAUCGAGAUGAAGGAGCUGGAGUUCCAGGACCUGCCGGCAGUGCUGCACUGCGUCCAUGCCUUCAUGGCCUCCAAAGUGGCCUCCCUGGACCCCACGUUCCUGGACAGCCACAGCCUUGCCGGAAGAUACCUUCACAGCAGCUAGAGUGGCUUCCCCCGAGUGCUGAAAAUUGAAAUUAUUUUCUUAAGACACGAACUUUCCUGCACCACGUCGCACCUUUGUGUGAUUUUAUAACAAGGACAGAGUUGUGAUACCAAUAAAAUGCGUCACUAG